AGAGAUCUUAGAGCUGCGGUAGGGAACCGCUGAGGCGAACUGCUGAAGGGAACCUUCCCAGCAUGGACGACCCCGCGGCGCCGGGGCCCGCCGGCUCUCCUGCUAAUGACAACGGCAACGGCAACGGGAACGGCAACGGGAACGGUGGCAAAGGGAAGCCGGCCGUGCCCAAGGGCAGGGAAACGUUCCGCAACCAGCGGCGGGAGUCGGAGGGCUCUGUGGACUGCCCUACUCUGGAGUUUGAAUAUGGAGAUUCAGACGGGCAUGCAGCAGAAUUGUCAGAAUUAUAUAGCUACACGGAGAACCUGGAAUUUACCACUAACAGGAAGUGCUUUGAAGAAGAUUUCAAGACUCAAGUGCAAGACACUAAGGAAUGGCUGGAGUUGGAAGAAGAUGCCCAAAAGACCUAUGUGAUGGGACUUCUGGACCGACUGGAGGUGGUCAGUAGGGAAAAACGGCUUAAGGUGGCCCGGGCUGUUCUCUAUCUAGCUCAAGGCACUUUUGGGGAAUGUGAUUCCGAGGUUGAUGUGCUACACUGGUCCAGGUACAAUUGCUUCCUGCUCUACCAGAUGGGGACCUUCUCAGCCUUCCUGGAGCUACUCCACAUGGAAAUCGACAACAGCCAGGCCUCUAGCAGUGCCCUUCGGAAACCAGCUGUCUCCAUUGCUGACAGCACUGAGCUCAGGGUACUUCUGAGUGUCAUGUACCUAAUGGUGGAAAAUAUCCGCCUGGAGCGAGAAAUAGACCCCUGUGGGUGGAGGACAGCCCGAGAGACCUUCCGAACUGAACUGAGUUUCUCCACACAUAAUGAAGAGCCUUUUGCACUCCUGCUGUUUUCCAUGGUUACCAAAUUCUGCAGUGGCCUGGCCCCCCACUUUCCAAUAAAGAAGGUUCUGCUUCUGCUCUGGAAGGUGGUCAUGUUUACCCUUGGUGGAUUUGAGCACCUUCAGGCUCUCAAAAUACAGAAGCGUGCAGAGUUGGGCCUGCCUCCACUAGCUGAGGACAGCAUCCAGGUUGUAAAGAGCAUGCGUGCUGCCUCCCCGCCUUCUUACACUCUUGAUCUGGGGGAGUCUCAGCUGGCCCCUCCACCCUCCAAGCUGCGGGGUCGCCGUGGUUCUCGAAGGCAACUCCUCACCAAGCAAGACAGCCUGGACAUCUACAAUGAAAGGGAUCUCUUCAAGACUGAGGAACCAGCCACAGAGGAGGAAGAAGAAUCUGCGGGUGAUGGAGAACGAACCUUGGAUGGAGAGUUAGACCUGCUAGAACAGGAUCCUCUGGUGCCACCUCCACCCUCACAGACACCUCUCUCUACUGACCGGGUAGCCUUUCCCAAGGGCCUGCCCUGGGCCCCGAAGGUUAGACAGAAGGAUAUUGAACACUUCUUGGAGAUGAGCAGAAACAAGUUCAUUGGAUUCACUCUGGGGCAGGACACAGACACCUUGGUUGGAUUACCUCGACCCAUCCACGAGAGUGUGAAGACUCUAAAGCAGCACAAGUAUAUCUCCAUUGCAGAUAUACAGAUAAAGAAUGAAGAGGAACUGGAGAAAUGUCCCUUGUCUUUGGGAGAAGAGGUGGUACCAGAAACCCCGAGUGAAAUCCUCUACCAGGGCAUGCUGUACAGCCUCCCCCAGUACAUGAUUGCACUGCUUAAGAUUCUGCUGGCUGCAGCUCCCACCUCCAAGGCUAAGACAGACUCUAUCAAUAUCCUGGCAGAUGUCCUGCCCGAAGAGAUGCCCGUAACUGUUCUCCAGAGCAUGAAACUAGGCAUUGACGUGAACAGACACAAGGAGAUCAUUGUAAAGAGUAUCUCUGCCCUGCUCCUUCUACUUCUCAAACACUUCAAACUCAACCAUAUCUACCAGUUUGAAUAUGUAUCACAACAUUUAGUGUUUGCCAACUGCAUCCCCUUGAUCCUGAAGUUCUUCAAUCAAAACAUCCUGUCCUACAUCACUGCCAAAAACAGCAUUUCAGUGCUGGAUUACCCGUGCUGCACCAUCCAGGAUUUGCCAGAGCUUACUACCGAGAGUCUGGAAGCCGGAGACAAUAGUCAGUUCUGCUGGAGGAACCUCUUUUCCUGCAUCAACCUCCUGAGGCUACUCAAUAAGCUGACCAAAUGGAAGCAUUCCAGGACCAUGAUGUUGGUGGUGUUUAAGUCAGCUCCAAUCUUAAAGCGCGCUCUCAAAGUCAAACAGGCCAUGCUACAACUUUAUGUCCUGAAGCUACUAAAGAUACAGACCAAGUACCUUGGGCGCCAGUGGAGGAAAAGCAAUAUGAAGACCAUGUCAGCCAUUUACCAGAAAGUGCGCCACCGCAUGAACGACGACUGGGCUUACGGGAAUGACAUCGAUGCCAGGCCAUGGGACUUCCAAGCAGAAGAAUGUACCCUGAGGGCCAACAUUGAGGCUUUUAACAGCCGCCGAUAUGAUAAACCUCAGGACUCGGAAUUCUCACCUGUGGACAACUGCUUGCAGAGCGUGCUGGGGCAGAGGCUAGAUCUGCCUGAAGAUUUCCAUUAUUCCUAUGAGCUCUGGCUGGAGAGAGAGGUGUUCUCACAGCCCAUCUGCUGGGAGGAGCUGCUCCAGAAUCACUGAGCUCUUGUCAGCAAAGCAGCGGAUGGAGGUUGGCUCCAGUACUGUGCUUUGCCUGUACUGCCCACUCAGCCUUCAGACUGAACUCUAGGGGUGUGUGUCAAGGGCAGUUCCAGCCCAGCAUCCAGCAGAGACACCCAGCAUAAUUCAGGGCUAUUCUGGAUGCCAAUAGACUCGAAGGUGGUUGCAAGACUGGGAUCCUGAGCCAAAACAAAUGAAUCAACUUGCCCUAGGCUCAGCUAAGUACCUAGUUGGCCUUCACAUCUCCUGAUGGAUCAGUCCUGGACAGACUCUUGGAAACCUGCUUUAAUCUUGCCUAGAACCAGCUAGCCUUUGUCAGUCACAAUAGUGAAAGAAAGUUUGCUAUGGCAUUUGACCCACAACUUUCAUCUCCAGCAAGGGGAUAGAUAUAGACCAUAAAAUGAACCUUUUCUUCUUGCCCACUCAAAAUGCCUGGGACAUAGCAUUUAGCAAAACCAACUUUAGACUGUAUGUCACGUUUCAAAUGUUGAUGCUCCUCUUUAUAAAAUCAUCAUUGGUUCUAAGAUAGUUUGAGAGCACUGCAUCUUUAUAAAGGAUGACUGUUUCCAAAGCACUGCAUGUUCCAGACAGCUACUAUGUAGGGUUUUUUUUUCCUUAAGAGCUCUAUGUUUAAUGUAAAAAAUAUUUCAUGUGUAUUCUGUAGCACAUUGAAUGCUUUGUCAUUUGAAAAGAACCUCAACUAAUAUAAUAUGGCCUUCUCUAGGAAUAUCUUAGGUUUUUUACAAAGUAUUUCAGUUUUUUCCUAUGAAUGCCAGCUUUAUUACUCCUGUACCAUCUAUAGACAUAAAACCCAACAGCCCCCUGCCCCAAGAAGGAAGAUGAAAAAAACAUUAACGAAAAGAGCCCAUGCUGGGGAGUCAGAAAUCCUGUGACAUGCCAUCUCUGUGUGACACGCCAUCUCUGCGUUGGUACCCAGAAGAGAGUGUGAGACUCCUGAAGGCUUCCAAAGAUUCGGGGAGUCCAGAGUCAUUUUGAGAGGACUCCCUGGGGUUCUGCCUGGUGGUCCCUCUUGAUGUACAGUGGCAACAGCACAUUUUCCAAUUCUUGUGGGCCUUAGACAACUGCUUGAUUUUCAUCUCAUGACUUUUCCUGAAGAACCAAAUCCUGGUGUCUCCUUUUGUCAGUUUGAGUGAGUCAGCCUAGGCCUCCGAAGUCUCCUCCUUACGGUGGCAGCCUUUCUUGAAGUGCUUUUUUAGCUCCUGGAACUGCUCACAGGUCAACCAAGAGCAUUCAUCUCAGCAGGACAAACUUGGGGUUGUCGCUGAGAAUCCCGGUUACUUCAGUCUUGGCUGCCGCUCACUUGAGUUCUGUCCUUCAGUUUGAGCCUCUACUCUAGGAUUUUUCACUCUUUCAGUUUUUAAACAGCUGAAUACAGUGCAGAAAAUUACUGUCUAAUAGAAGCCCAAAUCUUCACCUGAGUGAGUGGAGGGGGGGGGGGCAGGAUCUGGCUGUGUAGCCCUGGCUAGGCCAGACCUUACUGUGUAGCCAGGCUGGCCUUGAACUUGGAGUGAUUCUCCUUCGUCUGUCUGCUGAGUGUCACCUCCAACAAAUUCAUUUUAAAUGAUUAUAGGAGGUUUUAUUUACUGAGACUUGUCCAUGUUUGCUGAUUUUUUUUUAAUGAGAAGCAACAGCACCAGUUUAAUUUUCUCUCCCAUGUUUAUUNUUUUUNNCCUUUUUUUUUUUUUUUUUUUUUAACUGCUAGCAGUUUCAGUGUGGUUUGUACUGAAAGUAUCACACAUUUCACGGAGGAUUCUCUAUUCCUCCUACAUAGAAAAAUCACAUUUUUAUCUUCUGCCUUUCAAUUUAAGUCAUUGAACUUUUUUAUUUUAAAGGUCUCCUCACUGCCCAGACACUACUGAAUCUUUUUAUGAUAGCACAAGGACACUUUAUUCCUAGAGAGCUGGUCCAGACUGGCUCAUUUACUCUUCCCUUUGUCAAGCACAGUCUCAUUUUAGGUCACUAUGGAGACCAAUAUUAUCCAAAGGAGCUAUCAGUACCUCUGUGCUUCGGGUAGCAGGGUUUCUUACUGUGGAAAAUGACAGAGAAUGUGCCGUAUGUAACAGAUGAAGUGUCUUAAAAUAAUUUGCAAAUCGUAUCAAAGCAUGACAACGGUCCUCACCUCAAACAGCUUACUGAGGGCAGCACAGGCACCUUUAGUCAUCUAGGGUCAGGCUACUAUGGUUUCAAUAUCUGAGUAAAAAGAUAAUUUUCCAGGAAAGACAAUCAUUACCAAUAUACUUUAAAGUUAUAUCAUAUUCAAUUCUAUAAAGAAAAAAACUAGUUGCCUUUUUAAAAACAUACAUAAAUGCUUUCUGAGGCACAGAAGUAUACUAAGCUUUAAUGUGUCAUAUUUUACUAUUUAUAACUCUUGAGAAUAUUAAUUCUCAAUGCAGAUGGAGAAACUAUUAUAUCUUGCAAAAAAGAAUGACUAAUUUAAAUCACAUCAUUUUCCCCGCAACUUACUGUGGCUAACUUUCUGGUCUCAACAGCGAGCCCUAUGUCUAAGAUAAGUGGGUUAGAUCUCCCAGUUUGAGAGAUGGCAUAUGUGGUUAGGAAUAGCUUCAGAUUAACCAACAUUUAAUGGAGAUUACAGUUUCCACAUAGAAGCAUGCUAUUUGUAUGAUUUAUAAGGACUUUCUUUGUAAAUUUCCGUGAAGUUUAUGUUGAUUAAUAAUAAUGUUCAUCUCACCAAACUCUUUAAUAAAAAGAAAUCCUGGACUUAAGAAA
This is a messenger RNA of Mus pahari (shrew mouse), 5357 nucleotides long. It is a transcript of the gene Strip2, whose product is annotated as striatin interacting protein 2. Gene Ontology annotation, biological process: cytoskeleton organization. The record is from RefSeq and is a predicted model, not a curated record. The transcript has 21 exons. Lineage: Eukaryota; Metazoa; Chordata; Mammalia; Rodentia; Muridae. Gene Ontology annotation, cellular component: cytosol. The coding region runs from base 63 to 2591 and encodes 842 amino acids.